This is a messenger RNA of Zootoca vivipara (common lizard), 2915 nucleotides long. NCBI's taxonomy places the organism in Eukaryota, Metazoa, Chordata, Lepidosauria, Squamata, Lacertidae. The record is from RefSeq and is a predicted model, not a curated record.
CGGUUGCUAGGCAACCUCAAAGCCGGCGGCGGUUUCCCCGCUAGGCCGCGGCGCCUGUUUUUCCUUCCGGGUCAGGCCGAGCGAGGCGAGGUGCUUUUCGCUGCUUUCGAAGAAGCGGCGCCCAGAAUAGUCAUAAAGGAUGCAAAGAACAAAACUGAUAAAUCUGUGCAGAUAAAUAAUAAAGUUAACGCUAUGGUUAGAAACCAGACAGUUGUUGCAAUAGAAGAAAAUGGCUAUUAUGAUUUACAAACCAAAGUCAAGGCAAAGAAAAAGAAGUGCUUGGUAAAUGGAGAGGGUUCAGAUCAGAUAGAUUCAAUGAAGAAAAAUGCUUCCAAAUUGAAGAGCAAAGGUUGUACAAACCUUCCCAUUGUUAUAGAAAGCAGUUCAUAUUCAGAAUUAUUAAAUGAAACUGAUGAAAUGCCUAAGAAGCUCAAGAGAAAAGGAACACAAAGAUUUUCUUGUGAUCAAGAUGGUGAUUGUGAGAUUUCUAGUAAAGAGCUGCCAAUAGAACAGCAGGAAGCCACUAUUUUCAUUAGUAAGAAACGCAAAAGGGAUAUUACAGACAGUGGUGGAAUUGGUGAUGGAUUUCCUGCAAAGAAAAAGAAAAAACACAAACCUGCUCACUGUGUAAUACAACUUAGUGGAGAAGAUGAGGAUGAGCCUGUAAGACACAUCUCCAAAAAACAAAAAAACAUUUCUCAGGAGACUAUGUUUCAUGACGGAAAAAAGAUUCAGACAGGUGACAGGGAUAUUGUCAAGGAAAAAAAAGUUUGCUGUUUAAAAGAAAAAGGUAUCGCCAACACUGAACACCAGUUAGAAGAAGAAUUUGGUUAUAUGAGGAGAUCUCUUGCUUUUCAACAGAUUCUAGAGGGCACAACCAAUGUAUCAGAAGAAGAAAGCAAAGUAAUGAAGAAGAAGAGGAAGAAAAAGAAAAGAAAGCAACCUCUUCUGACAUUAGAGGAUAACCAGGACAAUCAGUCUGGUGUUUCUAUUGAAAGCCAACCAAAACAAAAAUCUAAAAGAAAGCCAAGCGAUGGCAAGGAGAAAACGGGUCUGAUCUCAAACUCUGAACAAGACAGCAAAGUGAAGAAGAAGAAAAUGAAGAAGAGGAAAACCCAGACCAAAGUUGAAAGCGAUCAUUCAGCUCUCUUGGAGGAUGAUGGAGAUGUGGCUACAAAUGAGAGCUGGUCAGCAACAAAGAGGACUAAGAACGCCCCCAAAUCCAAAAAGGCACAAGACCAUGUAGUGAGCUGGGAAGAUGGCAGAUCUGAAAAUGACAGCAGGCAGCACAUCAAGAAGAAGAAGAAGAAGAAAAAGGACCGGGAGAACAGAGGCUCCAAAGCCUGUGGAGAAGAGCCCAGUUUCAAGAAAGCAAAGAUUAAACAAGAACCAAAGGAAGGGGAUGAAGAAAUAAAAGUGGUGGCAUUUAAGAAAGGAAACUGUGACGAAAUACAAAUAGACAAGUUGAGACGGCAGGCUCUCCAAGAAGAGAUUGACAGGGAAUCUGGCAAAAUGAAGACUGUCAAGGAAGAGGGAGAAUCGGAUGCCUAUUUUGGCCAGUGGACCACAGCGACCUUUGAAAAUUCAGAGCAAAAAAACAAGUUUCUCCGGCUGAUGGGUGGAUUUAAGAAGGUUUCCGUGCCAGUCCAAGGUCCUCCAGCACAUGCCUCCAAGCUGAACAUGGCUCUGGACAAGAGCAAAGAGCAGAACCUGCAGCAGAAGCUACAGACUGAAUUUGAGAAGGCGUUAGCUUGGAAGCACCACAGAGGCAUUGGCCUUGGAUUUCAGCCUCCCAUUCAGAAGCAGGUGCACAUAGAUAAAUUUGCAUCAAGAUCUAUAAAAUUUGAAGACUGAGCUAUCGGGGAGGCUUUCCUAAAUCAUGUUUGGUUUCCUUAACAGUGUUUCUUGUGGGGGUGGGGGUCAGGGGGGAGAACAACAUUUGUUGGAAUGACUAAGAAUGCCAGCAGGCAUCAGAUUUUUUUAAAAAAUGUCGGUGGCUAAAUGACCUCUCAGCAUAAUCGUUGGAUUUGUUCGUGUAUUUCAGACAGGUAAAAAAAAUCUCAAAUAUCUUUAUCCCAUUACCUUUUUGGCAGCUGGUGGUUGUAAAGGUCAAACUUCAUUUUUGAAAUGUUCAUUAGACUAGCUGUUGGGGGAGGUAUGGACAUGAAGUUAUUGGUCAUUUAAUGGACUGUCUGUUCACCCUGGCACCCUUUGCUUCCAAGCUUUUCAGUAGCCUGGAGCACUGGUGUUAGACCCACAGUAGUGACAGAAUGCCCAAAGCUAAAGAGUUGAGGAGAGACGUGGGUCUGAACAGGCUGAAGCAGCAGAAGCUGGGCUAACUAUGUCUUACUGUGCCAAAAAGCUGAACAAAACAUAUCCAGAAUUGAAAUGUCGGCUGCUGCCUUUUGAUUGACCCAUCUGUUGCCCAAUGGUCAGGAGAACAUGCAAAGUACAAUUUAAAUAAGCAGUGCACUUGAAACCCUGUGUCAUCUGACUUGGUCAGUCUUCAAGAGACUUUAUGAAAAGCCGUGCAUAAAAUGGUUUGUGCAGCACAGUCCCAUUAAGGUUUCACAGGGCGUUUGGGAUACUUCCAGCAUCCAGGGCUUCUAUGUCUAGUCGGUUAUUAAAAACAAAAAAACUAAACAUCCACAACAAAUAGUUGCAUGAUAUGUCUCAAAAUAUGAUCCACCCCUUUUUGGAAUAAUUACAAAACUUUUUCAUCAUAGUUGCUUUCUAGGUAAAGUCAGGGGUUCCCAAACUGCUCUGUGGGCCAUCAGUGGUCUGCAAAGCUUCAUGUGAUCCAUGGCAUAUCUGUGGAUUUGUGGUUGAAGGCAGCACAUCCAUCACAGUAAAGAUUCAUAGUGAUUUUUAAUUGCAUUUUACUGCUGCUUUUGUUUCCUAUGUUAUUCAUUGUA